Messenger RNA from Nematolebias whitei (Rio pearlfish), 1348 nucleotides. RefSeq names its product acyl-CoA dehydrogenase short/branched chain (gene acadsb). Lineage: Eukaryota; Metazoa; Chordata; Actinopteri; Cyprinodontiformes; Rivulidae. The record is from RefSeq and is a predicted model, not a curated record. Gene Ontology annotation, molecular function: flavin adenine dinucleotide binding; acyl-CoA dehydrogenase activity. Bases 30 to 1328 code for a protein of 432 amino acids. Gene Ontology annotation, cellular component: mitochondrion. The transcript has 11 exons.
AGAGUCGCAUAGUCAUUUCAUAAUAAACCAUGGCUGCGCUGUUGGUCAGGACUGUGUCAAAGUACCUUACACCGGUCCCUCGAGCAUCAUGGAAGACUUGCCAGUCUGGAGCCAGGAGCAGGACCACCUCUGCCCCAGCUGUGGAGUCCCACCAGGCUGCUGGACUUUCUUCCUUUCCUCCCCUUCAGACCUAUUCAGAGGAGGAGAGCAUGAUGAGGGAAGCAGUGAAGAAAUAUGCACAGGAGCGCAUCGCCCCCCUUGUGUCAAAGAUGGAUGAAGACUCUGCCAUGGAUGAAGAAGUCAUUAAAUCUCUCUUUGAGCAGGGACUCAUGGGAAUUGAAAUUGACCCAGAGUAUGGUGGCACCGGCUCCUCGUUUUUCUCCUCCAUCCUGGUGAUUGAGGAGCUGGCGAAGGUGGAUCCCUCGGUGGCGGUGCUCGUUGACAUCCAAAACACGCUCAUCAACGUGCUGAUUACUAAACUUGGUACCGCAGCUCAGAAAGAGAAGUACCUGAACCGACUAUCAACCGACACGUGUGGGAGCUUCUGCCUCUCUGAAGCAGAGUCGGGGAGUGAUGCAUUUUCUCUGAGGACGCGCGCUGCAAAACACAAGGACUAUUACAUAAUCAACGGAUCCAAGAUGUGGAUCAGUAACGCAGAGCAUGCAGGAGUUUUCCUCGUCAUGGCGAACGUGGAUCCUUCUGCCGGAUACAGAGGCAUUACCUGCUUCAUUGUGGACCGGGAUACCGAGGGACUUGAGAUUUGCAAGAAGGAGAACAAGCUUGGACUACGCGCAUCCUCCACCUGCCCCAUCAACUUUGACAACCUCAAGGUACCAGAGAAAAACAUUUUAGGAGAAGUCGGUCAUGGAUACAAGUAUGCCAUCGGUAUGCUGAACGAGGGCAGGAUUGGAAUUGCAGCACAGAUGAUUGGACUGGCACAAGGUUGCUUUGACCACACCGUUCCUUACACCAGGCAGAGGAUGCAGUUUGGAAAACGUAUAUUUGACUUUCAGGGCAUGCAGCAUCAAAUCGCCCACGUAGCGACACAGAUUGAAGCGGCACGACUGCUGACGUACAACGCUGCUCGCCUGAAGGAAGCUGGCAGACCGUUCAUUAAGGAGGCCUGCAUGGCUAAAUACUUCUCAUCUGAGGUUGCAACCCUGACCACAUCUAAAUGUAUCGAAUGGAUGGGAGGAGUGGGCUUCACUAAAGACUACCCCAUAGAGAAAUACUACAGAGACUGCAAAAUCGGAACCAUUUAUGAGGGCACGACAAAUAUUCAGCUAUCCACUAUGGCCAAGUUCAUUGAUAAGGAGUACGACCACUGAAAUCAUCCAACCAUGAGCAA